Molecule: messenger RNA, 1168 nt
Organism: Ipomoea triloba (trilobed morning glory)
Lineage: Eukaryota; Viridiplantae; Streptophyta; Magnoliopsida; Solanales; Convolvulaceae
Exons: 7
Coding region: 411-1043 (210 amino acids)
Biological process (GO): proteolysis
Molecular function (GO): cysteine-type peptidase activity
Source: RefSeq, a predicted model, not a curated record
CACAUUUAUGCCGCAUUCUCAAACGAUAUCUCCGUACGAAUGGUUGAUUGAAAGUUGUAACGGAGCAGGUUGAGGUCAAAGAUGAGUGUGAAGGCCUGAAGCGGUCUUGGAAUGAUGCAAUGUUGGAGAAUGAGAUUCUCAAGAAAAAGCUAUUACAGGCUGAGGAGUCUGGAGUCAGCAACUGGCAAUAAAGUCCCAACUUUCUGAAUGAGGAAAAUAUAAUAAGACAUUCAGGAAAACAAAACAAAGGAAAGAAUGAGCAAAAUGAUGGGCGUGGUGAGCUAUUGGCUACCAAUGAUGUCUUCCAGCGUUUAGGGAACGAUUGCAAACAACUAUACAAUUUGCUAAGAUUGACUCCCAAUAUACCGGACUACCUUGACUUGGAGUUAGAUGCUAAUAUCUUCCACCAUAUGAACAUGGAACGCAUUUUUGUGAUGAUAGAGGACAUUGAAGACUUGUUCACAAUGAACUGGCUUGAUGUAUCUAUAAUACAAGUCUUUAUAAGGUAUCUUUAUCAGUUGUGCAAGAAAUCUAAAGUUAGCUCAAUUGGGUUUAUGUGUCCAACACAAAUAUCAAAAGCUAAUGUUGACAUGAAUCUGGAAGCUGUUAUAGCAUAUCUUCGUAAUACCAUAUCCGAACUUCAAGAUAAGACAUUCAUUUUAGCACCAUACCAUCAAGUAAAUCAUUGGUUGUUGCUAGUGAUUUGUACUAGUUCAAGAAUGGUAUACGUCUUAGAUCCUAUGCAAUGUGACCGUGACCUAGAAAUAAAGUCCGUGUUGAAUAUGGUAUUCCGAACUUUUACAAAUCAACGGGGAGCAAGAGCAAGAUGUCGUGUCGAUUGGAAGAAUAUUAAGUGUCCUUGUCAGCCAGGAAAUUCUGAGUGUGGAUACUAUGUUAUGAGGUAUAUGUAUGACAUAUGCACAAAAUAUUUUGCCAGCACUUUGUUGGAUGAGGCAUUUCAAGAAACUAAAACGUAUUCCGAUAAGGAAAUAGAUGAGAUACGCAACAAGUGGGCGCAAUAUUUUCUAAACGAGUGUGUAUAGUUUGAAUAUAUUAUAAUUGAAUAUAUUUAGCAAACUAUGAUUGAUUGUAAUUUCUUUUUGUUGUGGCCACAUAAUUCCAUUGUAAUACUCAACUUUGUGGAUCAAUUGCGCGUUAUUGUAAGGGU